AUGGCAAACAAUAGAUUGAAAUUCGACAGCCCCCCGGCUACACUAUCUGAGAAGAUAGAGGCAGAUAAGGAACUGGCCAACUGGAUCACGGCUCUUGGGGGAGGGUUAGAUCCUACAGUCGAAAUCCAUAGAGAUGCUGAAAGAGGGGCAUGUCUCCGAGUCCGAAGCAGCCAGUCACUGGAUUCCUCAACCGUCGUGGCCAGAUGUCCAAUUUCUGCAACCAUGUCGAUACUCAAUGCGAAGAAUUUGGAUCCCAAUCUUCCACCCCAUGACUUCCAUUGUUCUGAUCGAUUGUCUCAAGGAGUCAGAAAGACCAUCAUUCUGGCAUUGUUCGUUGCUCAUCAACAGCUAAAAGAAAAAGGCUCCCACUGGUGGCCAUACCUAGCAACUCUUCCAAGAGCUAGCGAGCUGACAUCGGCUCUCUUCUAUCAUGGCGAUGAUCUUGAAUGGCUGCAAGGUACCAAUUUAUACCAAACCCACCAAGCAUACAUGAAUGCGGUGAAAGAAGAGUACGAUUCAGCAAUAUCUAUUUUACGAGACGAGGGCUGCUUAGCUGCGGAAUUAUACAGCUGGGAUCUCUUCUGCUGGGCAUAUACGGUUAUCGCUUCUCGUGCGUUUACAUCAAGAGUUCUGAGUGUAUAUCUCUCCCGUAAUCCAGCUCUUAAACAGGAUGAAGAAUUCCAAAUCUUGCUUCCUUUGGUUGAUUCCUCUAACCACAAACCAUUGGCAAAAAUUGAAUGGCGAGCAGAGGCUGCUGAAAUAGGCCUAAAAGUGGUCGAACCUAUUGUUUCCGAAGAGGAGAUUCACAAUAAUUACGGACCACUUAACAAUCAACAAUUAAUGACAACGUAUGGGUUCUGCAUUGUUGAUAAUCCAUGUGAUUUCCGAGAUUUAAACGUGAAUGCUCCCCCAGGAACGCCUCUCGCCAACGCUCGACAGUUUCGCUAUCAAGAAUUUCAAGAACCACAGGGAAAAUCCCCGGACAACAAAUGCUUCCUAUUCAAUAUAUUUUACCCCUUCUCCAGCGAACUGUCUACAAUAGAAGAACGUAUAUUCUCCCGUGACUUGCUUGAUGCACUGGGUUUAACCCGUCUAAACACCCGAGAGUCUCAAAAUAUCGAAGUAACGGAAGACCGUACAUAUGCAAAUUUUCAUGAUUCAGGAUCCCGUAUUGUCCUCAAUGCACUGUGCCAGGGUUCGGCCGAGCUUGCAUUUAGGAUUAUCAGGAUUGGACGUGGAGGCUACCUUCAGAAACAGCCGUCAAAUGAUAAACAGAAACUCGCUCAAAUAUACCGAGAAAGCGAAUGGCUAAUUUAUAUGACUGGCCUGGUAGUAUGUGAAUGGGCGAUUACUCGAUCGAGAACAUCAGGUUCUAAUGACAUGGAAACACUACUUGAAAAGCACCUCUCUUAUAUCCCAUCACCCACGGUCCGUGAGCGCCUUAGGAAUGUCAUCAAGGAAUCAAAUUCUAUUGUUCCCCAGCAAGGCGAGCUGUUUCUCGGGAAUGAGAUAUUAGACCUCUUGGAUCCGUCAGAUACGAAAGUGUCUGUCUGUGAAUUCAUCAAUGACAUAUCCCACACCGUUGAUAGCCUUAUUGACCCGUCAAAUCGGCAACUAGGCCCCAAUACCGUGACAUACAUUCUGUUCCUCCUCAUAUGCCUUAGGGCAAGCAAGGCAAUUGUUAGCCCCAUCAGUCCAGGAGAGCAAUUUCACAAUACGUUAGCAGGUAUAUUCCCUAAACGCCUUGAUGAGUAUGUCGUUCAGCUUAUUGAUUGGUAUCCCCUGGAUGAUGAACAAACUAUUGGCGACGUUUUGGAAGAAGAAGUGGAAAAGGAGAUAGCCGUGAUUUCUAAGGCAAUAGAGGAGGCAAAAUCCCGAAAGUCUUAUGGUCUUAUACUAGGUCCAUCCGAUCAAUGGCUAUCCCUAGAUAUGUUGAGAUGGGCAGCAUAUGUGGUGCAAGAAGAGGAGGUUACGGUUUUGAGAAACCCGCUAGAGAUGGUCUCAAAAGGAGCUUCAAAUGAACCUGUUCGCAUGGAUACUGAUAAUUAUUUCUACGUUUCUCAGCUCCCAGCGAGUACCUAG
Nannizzia gypsea CBS 118893 is the source of this 2082-nucleotide messenger RNA. RefSeq names its product SET domain-containing protein. Gene Ontology annotation, biological process: peptidyl-lysine monomethylation. The record is from RefSeq and is a predicted model, not a curated record. The coding region runs from base 1 to 2082 and encodes 693 amino acids. NCBI's taxonomy places the organism in Eukaryota, Fungi, Ascomycota, Eurotiomycetes, Onygenales, Arthrodermataceae. Gene Ontology annotation, molecular function: protein-lysine N-methyltransferase activity. The transcript has 4 exons.